CCUGGAUCCUGCACUCCUCUGGCAGCACGGGCUUCCCAAAGCCAAUCUUCUUGACGAACCUGCAGACGCUGGCGAAUUUUCGCAAAAGCUUCGGACUGCGCACUCUAUACGCGUGCACCGGCGUAUCUGGGGAAUCACUCAUUGCCAGUCACUUAUCAGAACCUCUUUGAUGCGCUGCAGGUCGCGCAGCCCGAGCAGAUCAGUGCCGUUCCCUAUGUGAUCAAGCUGCUAGCCGAGAAACCCGAGGGCGUACAAGCUCUAGCAAAGCCGUCGUUAGUACUAUACGGUGGCUCAAGCUGUCCCGACGAUCUAGGGGACCGUCUUGUCGCUCAGGGUGUCAAUCUCGUGGCUAACUACGGCGCCACAGAAACCGGUCAGAUUAUGACAUCCUUCAGAGAACCGGGAGACACCGAGUGGCAGUACAUGCGGCUGCACCGACCCGUCGCAGAUCAUGUCUUGAUGGAUGAGAUCGCACCGGGAGUCUUUGAAUGUGUUGCUCUUGACGGACUGCCGAGCAAAGGACCCUCUAACUCGAAGCCACCGUUUAGUAUCACAAACCCAGAAAACAGUUUCCGGACGGCUGACUUGUUCACUCGUCACCCCUCUAAGAGCAAUCAUUACAAAUAUCUGAGCCGAUUGGAUGACCGCAUCACACUAGUUAAUGGGGAGAAGGUGCUUCCGAUUCCAAUCGAGGGCCGGAUUCGUGAGGAAGAAACCGUGAAAGAGUGUGUUGUCUUCGGCUUCCAGCGAAAUGUGCCAGGGGCCCUUAUUUUCCGCUCAGCGGGCAAAGCGUCACAUUUGAGCGAUAACGAAUUUCUCGAAGCCAUCUGGCCAGCUGUGGAGGCUGCCAAUGCUCGUGCUGAGACGUUUUCCCGCAUCCCCAAGGAGCUGGUCGUGAUCAAAGGUGUUGAUGUCAAGUAUCCAGCGACAGACAAGGGAACGUGUAUCCGUGCCCAGGUCUACCAGCAGUUUGACGAGGACAUCAAGCGAGCAUAUGCUGCAUUCGAAGGCAGUGGAAAGAAAAAAGGAAGCGGUCUCCAAAAGAGCAUACCAGAGCUGGAGGAAUGGCUGCUCUCCAAAUUUCGCGAUGAUCUGGGCGUUCCUUUGCUGAGCGUGGAAGCCGACAUUUUCUCGGCGGGUGUGGACAGCCUGCAGACGACGCGAAUCUGGAGAUACAUCGUUUCCGAUCUGGAUCUCGGCGAGGAAGGGGGGGAGCUGAGCCAGAACAUUGUCUUUGAGAAAGGGACUGUCAGUGCCCUGGCAAGGCAUCUCUAUCAGAUGCGAACCGGUCAAGCGGCAGAAGAGGAAGAUGAACUGCAGGUUAUGCGCCAGCUGAUCGAGAGGUACUCUUCCUUCCCUCAGCAUACUCCGACUAUUGAACAACGACCAGAGACGGAAGUGGUAAUGGUCACUGGCGCCACGGGCAAUCUGGGGGCGUUCAUCGCUGCGGAAUUGCUCAAGCGGCCAACUGUCUCUGAGGUGUGGGCAAUUGUACGCGCCUCGGGCCAGAAAGAAGCCGAGGAUCGCCUGAAAGGAGCGCUAGCAAGCCGCAGCAUUUCUCUCACAGACGAAGAGUCUGCAAAACUGAGAGUCGUUGCCGGUGAUCUCUCCCAGGAAGAUCUAGGUCUCGAUGAGACCAGCCUUCAACACCUCCGCUCAUCCUUGACCUGUGUCAUCCACAGCGCCUGGGCCGUCAAUUUCAACUUGGGCGUGCGGUCCUUCGAAACGCAUCAUAUCAGAGGUACUUACCAUCUCAUCAACCUUUGUCUACGCUCAAACCUACCGAGUCCUGCCCGGUUCUUCUUCUGCUCCAGUGUGAGCACGGCAAGCAACACGCCGAAACCAGCCUCCAUCUUGGAGACGGUCAUUGAGAAUUUAAGCCACGCGCAGGGUACCGGAUACGGCAGGUCAAAGCUCGUCACAGAACACAUCACUCGUGCCGCGAUGCGGGCAACUGGCAUGCAGGCGCGAAUCUUGCGUAUCGGGCAGCUCAGUGGCGAUACCGUCAGCGCGAACUGGAACGACACAGAGGCUAUAGCACUCAUGUUUCGCAGUAUCCUAACAACCGGCGCUCUGCCGGAGUUGCAUGAACGACCGAGCUGGCUGCCUGUCGACUCCUGUGCAAGAGCGAUUGCAGACAUCGCAAUUGACACUGUCUGUCCGGAUGUUGACCUGGUGUAUCAUCUUGUCAACCCGCACACGUUUAGCUUCACAAACGAUCUGCUUCCUGCUCUCAAGAAGGGAUCGGCCUUUCCCGAUUUUGAGACCGUGACGCCGCAGGAAUGGCUGCAGAGGCUAGCAACGAGCGAACAGGACCCGGAGAAGAACCCAAGCAUCAAACUCAUCGAUUUCCUUCGUGACUGUCCGUCGCUGGCUGUGGUAAAAGACCCUGUUUCUGCAGGGCUAAUGCAGAGAUACAUUCAGACAUGGAUGGCGAGAUGGACAGGACAGUGAUCGAUUUUAGAACCAUCAGAC
Penicilliopsis zonata CBS 506.65 is the source of this 2475-nucleotide messenger RNA. RefSeq lists its product as hypothetical. Bases 382 to 2454 code for a protein of 690 amino acids. The transcript has 3 exons. The record is from RefSeq and is a predicted model, not a curated record. NCBI's taxonomy places the organism in Eukaryota, Fungi, Ascomycota, Eurotiomycetes, Eurotiales, Aspergillaceae.